Molecule: messenger RNA, 1225 nt
Organism: Cucurbitaria berberidis CBS 394.84
Lineage: Eukaryota; Fungi; Ascomycota; Dothideomycetes; Pleosporales; Cucurbitariaceae
Product: proteasome-domain-containing protein
Exons: 4
Coding region: 85-936 (283 amino acids)
Cellular component (GO): proteasome core complex
Molecular function (GO): threonine-type endopeptidase activity
Source: RefSeq, a predicted model, not a curated record
AACCCACACCCACGUCACAUCUCGACCAUUUCCCCAGACACCUAGAUCUCUAGAUACCCCAAUCACCAGAUCAGAGUCCCAGCCAUGGAUUCAUUAGUGGCCCAGUACGCCCGCCCGGCCUACGCGGACGAGGGCCAGACGCAGGACGAGCAGCUGGAGCUCUACAGCGGGACCCCAGAGCUGUCACUCAAGUUUGCCCUUCCCCCAGUAGCACAGUCGGCAUCAUGGCUGCGCGCAAUGACAGACGACUACUCCAACCCCAACUGCCCCAUCAAGAUUGCACACGGUACCACGACGCUGGCCUUCCGCUUCAAGGGCGGCAUCAUCGUCGCCACCGACUCGCGAGCAACGGCCGGCAACUGGAUAGCAAGUCAGACGGUGAAGAAGGUCAUCGAGAUCAACAACUGCUUGCUGGGCACCAUGGCGGGUGGCGCAGCUGACUGCCAAUACUGGCUCGCAUAUCUAGGCAUGCAGUGCCGUCUCCACGAGCUCCGCCACAAGCGCCGCAUAUCGGUAGCGGCAGCGUCCAAGAUCCUCGCCAAUUUGGUAUACUCAUACAAGGGCAUGGGCUUGAGCAUGGGCACAAUGUGCGCCGGCGUCACCCCUCAGGAAGGCCCCGCCCUUUACUACAUUGACAGCGACGGCACACGUCUCGCAGGCAACCUCUUCUGCGUCGGGUCGGGUCAGACGUUUGCCUACGGUGUGCUCGAUGCGCAAUACAAGUACGAGCUCGAAGACGAUGAGGCGCUGGAGCUUGGUCGGAGGAGUAUCCUGGCAGCCACCCAUAGGGACGCUUACUCUGGCGGGUUCAUCAACCUGUACCACGUCAAGGAGGAUGGCUGGGUCAAGCACGGCUUCAGCGAUACGAAUCCUAUUUUCUGGGAGACUAAGCUCAAGAAGGGCGAAUUCUCCAACGUUACAAGCGAGCUGGAGUAAAGGGUAUUGGCGGCAUCAGAACCUUUAGGUUGAGCGACGCUCGGGCUUGUCAGCAGUGGAGGAUCAGUGUCUGAGCCGGGAACCAACCCGUGAUGCGCUUAUUAGCAUUGAUGAGAACUUGAACCUGGUGGCAGCUCAUGACUGCUACAAUGUAUGAACUAUCCCGGCCAUGAUUAGACACGUCCAAUGAAUAACUGCAUACCACGUAGUCUGGAUGACUCCAGCGCCCAUGCACCUCCAAGUCAGCUCUUGUAAAGCUAAGUGACGAAUAUGACACGAAUUUUCAAAC